Messenger RNA from Thunnus maccoyii (southern bluefin tuna), 3076 nucleotides. RefSeq names its product notum, palmitoleoyl-protein carboxylesterase b (gene notum1b). NCBI's taxonomy places the organism in Eukaryota, Metazoa, Chordata, Actinopteri, Scombriformes, Scombridae. Gene Ontology annotation, molecular function: hydrolase activity. The record is from RefSeq and is a predicted model, not a curated record. The coding region runs from base 379 to 1956 and encodes 525 amino acids. The transcript has 11 exons.
CGUCGUCCGCAGCUCAUGAGGACCUGCACUCAGAGCCAACAGGUCGUCUAUCACACCGUUAAACUGCUCCUCAACAAAUGACUUAAGGGACUUUUACGCGCGUAAUGACGCUUUUACCGGAUGAAUUGCAAACGAUUUAAUGACUGAAAUUAAGUGGGGAUUGCAUUUAGGUGAAUUUUAAACUAACUGCCAGCCUCUUAAGGCAACAUGGAGAUCCAUAACCUGCGUUCAUUCAGCACACCUUGCGUGAGCGAUCGUUUCCAAGUCUGCGCCCGUUUUCAAAGAACUUUUCACCUUUCUAACGACUCUUAGGAUAUGCUGUGUUUUAUUCAGAAGCCUCGCACACACUUGAGAGACAUUUUCCAGUAAUAGUUAGAAAUGCAGAGCCGCGGUGUGGUGAGAAGCUCGGCCGGUCUGUGCGCGCUGCGCUCCUGCGUGCUGCUGCUGUUCAUCCAUAUGAGCGCACCGGUGGAGGCGAGGAAAGUGCGCGGCGGUCGGGCGCAAACCCGGCGGGUGCAGCAACAGCAACAGCAGACUCCGGCGUACAGAGAGCGGGUAGAAGGAGCAGCAGAGAGCUUCCCGUUAGACUUUACAGCCGUGCAGGGAAACAUGGACAACUUCAUGGUGCAGAUAAAGAACCUGGCGCAGUCACUGUAUCCGUGCUCUGCGCAGAAGCUGGACCAAGACAUGAAGUUGCACUUUUUGAAGAAUGUAUCUGUGACUUGCAAUGACGGGUCACCUGCAGGGUACUACAUCAAGGAGUCUAAAGGCAGCAAGAGGUGGCUGCUGUUCUUAGAAGGUGGAUGGUACUGUUUCAACAGGCAGACCUGUGACAGCAGGUACGAGACCAUGAGGAGACUGAUGAGCUCCACCAAGUGGCCACCGACCAGAACAGGAACAGGGAUUCUGUCCCCUCAGCCAGAGGAAAACCCUCACUGGUGGAACGCCAACAUGGUGUUCAUCCCGUACUGCUCCAGUGACGUGUGGAGCGGAGCCACGCCAAAAAAAGACAACUGUGACUAUGCAUUCAUGGGGUCUCUGAUCAUUAAGGAGGUGGUGAACGAACUGCUGACAAAAGGUCUGGACAACGCCAAGGUCCUUCUUCUGGCAGGAAGCAGUGCUGGCGGUACUGGCGUCCUGCUGAAUGUGGACCACGUUGCAGAGCAGCUGGAGUCACAGGGCCACAGAGGAGUGCAGGUCAGGGGUUUGGCCGACUCCGGAUGGUUCCUGGACAACAAGCAGUACAAAUUCACCGACUGCCUCGAUACCAUCAGCUGUGCCCCCACUGAGGCCAUAAAGAGAGGCAUCAGGUACUGGGGUGGACUGGUGCCAGAAAGCUGCAGACAGGCUCACGUGGGAGAGGAGUGGAACUGUUUCUUCGGGUAUAAAGUCUACCCCACGUUAAAAAGCCCGGUGUUCGUGGUGCAGUGGCUGUUUGACGAGGCCCAGCUGACGGUAGACAACAUCCACCUGACGGGACAGCCGGUGCAUGAGGGCCAGUGGAGGUACAUACAAAGCCUGGGACAGGAGCUGAGGAGCACGCUCCGUGACGUACCGGCGAUGUUUGCUCCGGCCUGCUUGUCUCAUGAGCUCAUUACCAGAACCUACUGGAUGGAGAUUCAGGUGAAAGGCACCUCCCUGCCCAGAGCCCUCCACUGCUGGGACCGCAGCCUCCAAGACAUCAACAACAACACCACCAUCAACGGUAGCCACGGCAACCACAACCACCAAAAGCACAAGACCCCACCCAUGAGGGGCUGCCCUCUGCAUCUGAUCGACAGCUGCCCGUGGCCGCACUGUAACCCCACCUGCCCGACCAUCCGUGACCAGCUGACGGGUCAGGAGAUGAGCGUGAUCCAGUUCCUGAAGCACAUGGGCUUCGACGUGCAGAAGAUGGCCCAGCAGCAGGGGAUGGACCCCAGGAAGCUACUGGGCAUGCUCAGUAACGGGAACUGAGUUAACAGAUUAGACGCUGCUGGUGUGUUGUGUCAGUACUCUGCAGAAAUGAGAAGGUGUUGAACGUUAACAGAGGACAACAGGAACAUGGAGACAGAACUCUGAUGAGAAAAAACUGUCAAACUGUCGUCUUCCAUCGACAACAAACAAAACUAACUCAGCAUUUGAAAAACUGAACUCAAACACUAUCAGGUCGCUCAUGAGUUUUGAAAUAUUGCCUGAAGAACUGAAUCUGAGCUGUUUAAAUACAAUAUAUGGGCUCCUUGGUUUAACAUACAGACAUUCAUAUAGAUAUGUGAUUAUUGUGAGGACACUGACAGCUGGGGUCAGUGUGUAUAUGUACAGUUAAUAUGUGCUGUGUCGUGUGUGUUGCGACUGUCAUGGUGGUUGUCUAAAAUAGUCUGAGUCUCGAUGGGAAAGCACUGGAUCGAAACCGCCUCCCGGUCCGUGUGAGUGUCGCGGAUUUGUGGGGAUUUGGUGCUCUCUUCUGUCAGAUCUAAAUAUCACAUUCAGAAAUCCAUCCAUGGUGCUGCUGUCUCAACCUUCCACCAAAUAUGCUGCUUUUUCUCAUUUGGAAAAAUAGUUAUUUAAUGGGUAAUAUUUACUAAUUAAAGGUACAAAGAUUAUUACUUUAUUCUUCAGGCCACUUUAAAGUACCUGUAUAUUUAUUUUUCUACUGAAGAUAUAUUUUAUAUGUCGUAUAGUCAGAUACAAUUAGCUGCUGUAACAAUGUCCCUAUAAGUUUUACUUUUUAUUUGCAUGUUUAUCAAAAAAUAACUGUAUGAUAAUGGUAAAAUUCAUAUUGUCUUUGUGGCUGUUGGGUUUGUAGCAACUAUUUUAAUGUCCAUGUUGAGGCAGUAGUAGCGCCCACACCUCAUAUAAGCACUAAUAAAUACAAAUACACACUAAUGUGGUGAAACAUAAUUUAAUUACAAAAGUAUGACUAUACAGUUACCAUCCUAAAAACAACUCGGACACAUAUGUACACAAUAUACAACUGCAACAACAGCUGAGACCAUUUCCAUUGUUAUCAUACUCUCACAUCAUCCACAGUUUACCUUUAACAUACUGACACAAUGAUAAAAUUAAUAAAAAAAAUUAAAAUCAUUUAAAAAAAAAA